This is a messenger RNA of Dipodomys ordii (Ord's kangaroo rat), 2296 nucleotides long. It is a transcript of the gene Cnp, whose product is annotated as 2',3'-cyclic nucleotide 3' phosphodiesterase. The transcript has 4 exons. The coding region runs from base 18 to 1331 and encodes 437 amino acids. Gene Ontology annotation, molecular function: 2',3'-cyclic-nucleotide 3'-phosphodiesterase activity. Gene Ontology annotation, biological process: cyclic nucleotide catabolic process. NCBI's taxonomy places the organism in Eukaryota, Metazoa, Chordata, Mammalia, Rodentia, Heteromyidae. Gene Ontology annotation, cellular component: cytoplasm; membrane. The record is from RefSeq and is a predicted model, not a curated record.
UCUUGGGAGGAAGUGGCAUGCAAAUGAGGACCCCGGGUUCCGGAGUUGACUUCAGGGUGUUCGGACGCAGCCUAAAGAACACAAGCUUCUCCCGAAAGAGCCACACAUUUCUGCCCAAGAUCUUCUUUCGUAAAAUGUCAUCGUCGGGGGCCAAGGACAAGCCUGAGCUGCAGUUUCCCUUCCUCCAGGAUGAGGACACAGUGGCCGUGCUCCAUGAGUGCAAGACACUCUUUAUCCUGCGCGGCCUGCCCGGCAGCGGCAAAUCUACCCUGGCUCGGGUCAUCGUGGACAAGUACCACGAUGGCACCAAGAUGGUGUCUGCUGAUGCUUACAAGAUCACCCCAGGCAGCCGAGGAGACUUCUCGGAGGAGUACAAGCGGCUGGACGGGGAGCUGGCUGCCUACUGCCGUCGGAACAUACGAGUUCUUGUGCUCGACGACACCAACCAUGAACGGGAGCGGCUGGAACAGCUCUUUGAAAUGGCUGACCAGUACCAGUACCAGGUGGCGUUGGUAGAACCCAAGACCGCAUGGAGGCUGGACUGUGCCCAGCUCAAGGAGAAGAACCAGUGGCAGCUGUCGGCCGAUGACCUUAAGAAGCUGAAGCCUGGGCUGGAGAAGGACUUCCUGCCACUCUACUUCGGCUGGUUCCUGACCCAGAAGAGCUCUGAGACCCUGCGCAAAGCUGGCCAGGUCUUCCUGGAGGAGCUGGGGAGCCACAAGGCCUUCAAGAAGGAGCUGCGACACUUUGUCUCUGGGGAUGAACACGGAAAGAUCGAAUUGCUCAGCUACUUUGAAAAGAGACCUCCGGGCGUGCUGCAUUGUACAACCAAGUUCUGUGACUACGGGAAGGCCCCUGGGGCCGAUGAAUACGCACAACAGGAUGUGGUGAAGAAGUCUUACAUGAAGGCCUUCACACUGACCAUUUCUGCCCUCUUUGUGACACCCAGAACAACAGGGGCCCGGGUGGAAUUGAGUGAGCAGGAGCUGCAGUUGUGGCCAAAUGAUGUGGACAAGCUGUUAUCUGACAGCCUGCCCCGGGGGAGCCGUGCUCACAUCACCCUGGGCUGUGCAGCCGAUGUGGAGGCCAACCAGACCGGCCUUGACCUCCUAGAGAUUGUGCGGCAGGAGAAGGGGGGCAGCCGAGGGGAGGAGGUGGGUCAGCUCUCCCGGGGCAAGCUCUACUCCUUGGGCAAAGGGUGUUGGAUGCUGAACCUGGCCAAGAAGAUUGAGGUCAAGGCCAUCUUCACAGGAUAUUACGGGAAGGGCAAACUUGUACCCACACACGGCAGCCGGAAGGGGGGCACCUUGCAGUCCUGUACCAUCAUAUGAGGGGUCUUAGCAUUCUGCACCCCUGCUCUAGAUGGGAGCAGGUACAGGGCAAUCGUGCCCUCAGCUUGGUUUUUAUGAUUUUGUUUUUACUCAGUUAACCUAUCUGUAACUUUCAAAACAAAAAACCACCAAACAACUUGUAAAAUAACUGCCUCUCCCUUCCUGCCCACCUGGCCUGUUCCCCUCUUAACUAAACUCAAGCUCUCAACACAAGCUGGGCAGGUGGGUGGACACCAUUCAGGACCCUGAGCUGAUAAGGCUGGGAUGCUGGGGCUAGGGCUGCACCAGUCCCCAGGAACUGGCAGACCGGCCCUGAGCCCAGGACUGUCCAGAGCGGCACACACUGCUGACUGGAGGCAAGAGGCAAUGACUUUGGGGAGGGCCCCUGGGUUCUGAUCCCAUUUUUUAAUCAUUUAAAGCUCCUGGAAGGCUGAGGCUAUUUGCCAGGGUAGGAAAUGGGAUUUACCCUCCCACCUUUGGUCCUAAGGCCCUUUAUAACUAGUCCCUUGCUAACUAGGGAAAACCAGAAAAACAGUAAUAAGCAGUAGCCAUGUCCAAGACUGCUUACUGAUCUCACCCCAAAAGGGGAUGUGCUCUGCUGUGGGCCCACAAGAUCAAAGCCAAAGACACAUGACCAGGGACGUUAACUACCUUGCUAUCUGUCUAGCUGAUCUUGCCUCCAUGGUACUGGCUAGGUCUCCCCUAAAGGGGGCUGGUGGAUACCAAGAUCCAGCGGAGGUCCCGGGACCACUGGCUGGUGAGAAAAGUACCAUCUGCUCUUCUGGGGGAGUAUGAACACUGCUCUCUGUGCCGUGCUUCCUGAGGUGCUUUCCACUGCCCUCUGCUCAGUAACCAGACUAUGCUAAUCAAGCUGUCAACUCAACAAAAGUGUUUUAAGUUCCUAUCCUGGUUGCCCAAUGUCAGCAACUUGUAAGACUGAUAAUAAAUAAAUCAUGUUAAUCUUA